Messenger RNA from Marchantia polymorpha subsp. ruderalis, 294 nucleotides. The record is from the annotation of a GenBank genome assembly. NCBI's taxonomy places the organism in Eukaryota, Viridiplantae, Streptophyta, Marchantiopsida, Marchantiales, Marchantiaceae.
AUGGGUGUCAUCGGAAACUGGAGGGGUGGCGCUUCUUCAGUGGGUGCCGAUCGAGCACCCGGGAUAGAGCUGGGUGGGGAAGGUGGUGGUGGGGUGAUCCGGGUGAUUCGAUUGAUUGAUUGUGAUUCCAAGGCAAGAGAAAUGUGUCCCGGGAGCUUUAAUCAAAGUUACAAGGGAGAGGGGAGUGGAGGUUAUGUCAACUGGAGGGACACGGAACUUGAAGGAAAGAGCACAGGCACAGGAGGAGGAGGUGGUGGUGGUGGUGGUGGAGGGGAGGGUUUAGAACUUGGAUAG